GGAUGACUCAAAACUUUUUGGGAAACUGGCUGUGACAACUUGACAAGGAUAUUGUGAUGCGUUGCUCCAAGGUGACAUGCAUCAGUUUGACUAGAGAAGCCACAAUCAAGCUCUCCCCAAUGCAUGGCAAGCAAAUCUCCAUCCGCUACCUUGACAUGACUGACUGUUUUGUCUUGGAGGAUGAAGGACUCCACACAAUUGCUGCCCACUGUACGCAGCUCACUCACCUCUAUCUUCGCCGCUGUGUGCGCAUCACAGAUGAAGGCCUGCGCUAUUUGGUCAUCUAUUGCACCUCAGUGAAGGAACUAAGCGUUAGUGACUGCCGUUUCAUAAGUGACUUUGGCUUGCGGGAGAUUGCUAAAUUGGAGUCACGGCUGAGAUACCUCAGCAUUGCCCACUGCAGUCGUAUCACCGAUGUAGGUAUUCGGUAUAUAGCCAAAUACUGCAGCAAACUGCGAUACCUGAAUGCCAGGGGCUGUGAAGGCAUCACGGACCAUGGUCUUGAGUACCUUGCCAAAAACUGUGGUAAGCUCAAAUCUUUGGAUAUCGGCAAAUGCCCUCUGGUCUCUGAUGCUGGCCUGGAGUUCUUGGCCUUGAACUGCUUUAACCUAAAACGACUAAGUCUCAAAUCAUGUGAGAGCAUUACAGGCAGAGGUUUGCAGAUUGUAGCUGCCAACUGCUUCGAUCUACAGAUGUUGAACAUCCAGGACUGUGAUAUCACAGUGGAGGCUCUUCGCUUUGUGAAACGCCACUGUAAACGGUGUGUGAUUGAACACACUAAUCCAGCCUUUUUCUAACUGUAACAUCCCCCAUUUCAUAUUUACAGAGUCAUGAUUGUCUGCAAAAUGGGAUGAAGGCAUGGCACUAAUCAAGCAAACUAGGCUGUGGGAGCAUGGGGAACAUUCAAAUAAUCAAAGGGUAACAAUGGGAAUACUGCAAUCAUGUAUUUGUCUUUUUUAUUUUUAUUUGCCUGUCAUUCAUUCUGUACUUUUUUAUAGCAUUAAGGCAUUUGCCUCUUAACUUCCCUUGUGAUUUUUUUUUCUUCAUCUGCGUGCAUGGUACAUUAAUAAAAAUUAUCAGAAUUA
Polypterus senegalus (gray bichir) is the source of this 1085-nucleotide messenger RNA. Its product is annotated as F-box/LRR-repeat protein 7-like. NCBI's taxonomy places the organism in Eukaryota, Metazoa, Chordata, Cladistia, Polypteriformes, Polypteridae. The coding region runs from base 57 to 797 and encodes 246 amino acids. The record is from RefSeq and is a predicted model, not a curated record. Gene Ontology annotation, molecular function: protein binding. The transcript is spliced from 2 exons.